AUGCUCCACUCUAGGGCUUUAUCUUCCCUCGCCCGCGCCCCCGACCUCAACCACACCGAUCCAAGGAUAUCCAAGGAUCACCAUCGGAAGGGUGGCCGAGUUGGUUAUGGCGCCAGGUUAAGGUCAGCUUAA
This is a messenger RNA of Colletotrichum tamarilloi, 132 nucleotides long. RefSeq lists its product as uncharacterized. Lineage: Eukaryota; Fungi; Ascomycota; Sordariomycetes; Glomerellales; Glomerellaceae. The transcript has a single exon. The coding region runs from base 1 to 132 and encodes 43 amino acids. The record is from RefSeq and is a predicted model, not a curated record.